GGAUUUCAGGUGUUACUAGUUCCGGUUUUUCUUUGAUUUUAUUUAAUUUCCAAUCUUCUAAUUUUGCUCUGUUGUAUUUUAUAAAUUUCAACUUGUUCAUUAUUUUUUCCAUAGCCCGAGCCUUCAUUAUUCUGUCUAGUUUGUUUCCUUUUAUUCCAAACUCUAAAAUUUGCGUGUCGUAAGUUCCAAGUUUUACUCCUGCUAGACCACUUACGUUGAAGUUUGCUUCACCUAUUUUUUCUAAUUCUAAUUUUUUCCCCAGUUCUUCUGAAAUGUAACUGCGUUCACUUCCUGGGUCUAAAAAUGCGAUGACACGCUUUUUUAGAUGUGUCUUUUGCGGAUUGUAUAUUGUUACUUUAAUACAUUUUAAUAACGUGAAUACUUCCUCUUGUUUUUUCAUACAUCCUAGUGAUGUUAUUGCUAACGAUUUAUUUGUUUCACUUUCAUUUUCCUCAAUUUCAGACACGGUUGAUGUUACGUGUUCCUCCUUUUUGCUUCUUUUUUCACAUAAUGCGACGUUAUGUUUACCCUUACACAGGAAGCAUGAUUGCCUAUACUUUGGACAUUCUUUUGAGUUAUGACCUUUUCUUAGACAUUGAUAAC
Molecule: messenger RNA, 603 nt
Organism: Meloidogyne enterolobii
Lineage: Eukaryota; Metazoa; Nematoda; Chromadorea; Rhabditida; Meloidogynidae
Source: the annotation of a GenBank genome assembly